UCCUGCUGGCGGGGCGAUGAGCCGCUCGGAGCCGCGCUCGGUGGCUGUCGCCUCGGAUUGAAUUUCUGCUCGGAGCUGCUCGGAUUUCUUCCCCACCCCGGAGGUCGGGUUUACAGGCUCCGGUCCGCAGAGCCGCACUUUGCCUGGAAGUUUCCCCCAGCAGCGGAGCUCCACCGGCCGCGGCGCGCCGGCGCGGACAGCCGGAGGACAUGGAGCGGCUUUAGGAGGAGACCCAGCCCGGAGGAGGGAACCUCUUCAGGCCGAACAGGAACCAGAACCACGUUCAAGGGAGCGCCGGGAAGCCGGACCCGGUCCUUCAGAGCGGUUCUCCUCCGGAUCCGAUGGCUGAAAUGCUGAAUCCGCCGGCCCUGCUCAGCAUGCCCCGCAGCCCCACCUCCAGCGAGGAUGAAAUGGCCCAGAGUUUUUCCGACUACUCCGAUGACGGCGCGUCCGACAGCUCCCGGGAGGAAACCAUCUACGAGACGAUAAGAGCGACCGGCGAGCCGCCGCAGAACCACAUGGACGACAUCCAGUCCAACUCGCUGGUGAUCCGCGUCCUGAUCCCAGACCUGCAGCAGACGAAAUGCAUGCGGUUCAACCCGGACGCGACGGUCUGGAUCGCCAAACAGCGCAUCCUGUGUUCGCUCAAUCAGACCCUGAAGGACGUCCUGAACUACGGACUCUUCCAGCCGGCGAGUAACGGGAGGGACGGCAAGUUCCUGGACGAAGAGCGCCUCCUCCGAGAAUACCCACAGCCAAUCAGCAAGGGCGUCCCCUGCCUGGAGUUUCGCUACAAGAGCAGAGUCUACAGACAGCCCAACAUCGAUGAGAAGCAGAUCGCCAAACUUCACACCAAGGCCAACCUGAGGAAGUUCAUGGACUUGAUUCAGCAGAACCAGGUGGACAAAGUGGGGAAGCUGUUGGAGCGAGGCCUUGACCCAAACUACCACGACGGUGAUACUGGUGAGAGCCCGCUGACGGCGGCGGCCCAGCUGGACAACGGCGUGGAGAUGAUCAAGGUUCUGAGGAACGGAGGAGCUCAUCUGGACUUCAGGGCCAAGGACGGCCUGACUUCCCUUCACAAAGCCGCGCGGGCCAAGAACCAGCUCAUCCUCAUGACGCUGCUGGAGCUGGGAGCGUCUCCAGACUAUAAGGACAGCCGCGGCCUGACGCCGCUCUACCACAGCGUGGUGACGGGCGGAGACCCCGGCUGCUGCGAGCUGCUGCUCAGCCAGCACGCCUCCGUCUGCUGCCAGGACGAGAACGGCUGGCACGAGGUCCACCAGGCCUGCCGCCACGGCCAUGUGCAGCAUCUGGAGCAUCUGCUGUUCUACGGAGCGCUGAUGAGUGCCCAGAACGCCUCGGGGAACACCGCCCUGCACAUCUGCGCCCUCUACAACCAGGAUACCUGUGCCAGAGUGCUGCUGGUCCGUGGAGCCGACAAGGAAGUGAAGAACUACAACAGCCAGACUCCAUUUCAGGUGGCCAUUAUUGCAGGAAACUUUGAGCUCGCCGAACUCAUCAAGAACCACAAAGACUCUGAUAUAGUGCCUUUCCGUGAGGCCCCAGCCUACUCCAAGCGCCGGCGGGGUCCGUCCUCUGGCAGCGGAAACGGCCAGUCCCUGUCCUCGCUGUCGGCGCCCCGGGUCCUCCUGCGCUCCAACAGCGACAACAACCUUUCUGUGAGCCAGUACCAGCAGCAGCAGCAGCACGGUUCCCCUGGAAACUGGGCCCCCCAUCUGCAGCAGCACCAGAGCCACCAACACCGGGCCCCCCAGCAGGGCCACGCGCAGCCUGGCUCCUCAGCUUUGCACCGCAGCCUGUCCCCCCAGCUGGUCCAGCAGAUGCCCAGCGGCAGCCCCAAUGGCAACGUGGUGGUCCGCACUAUGGGGCGGGGGGCCAGGAGCCGCUCCCCCUCCCUCAGUCGGCUGGGCGAGGAGAGCCGGCGGGCUCAGACCGCACAGCGGCAGCCCAGCCCCAGCGGUCACGGCGAGGCGCUCGGCCCCAGGAGGAAGCUGUACAGCGCCGUUCCAGGCAGACACUUUGUGGUGGUUCGCUCUUACUCCGUCCAGGCUGAGGGAGAGAUCAACCUCUACAAAGGCGACAGGGUCAAAGUUCUGAGCAUCGGAGAGGGGGGCUUCUGGGAGGGCAGCGCCCGCGGUCAGGUGGGCUGGUUUCCGGCCGACUGCGUGGAGGAAGUCCCGGCCAAGGCCACCGAGGAAAGGACCUAUUCCCGAGCGGACCGGGCCGACAGACGGAAACUCUUCAGACAUUACACCGUGGGCUCGUACGACAGCUUCGACGCCUCCAGUGACUGCGUGGUGGAUGAGAAGACGGUGGUGCUCCAGAAGAAGGAGAAUGAGGGCUUCGGCUUCGUCCUGCGCGGGGCCAAAGCCGACACGCCCAUCGAGGAGUUCACGCCCACGCCGGCCUUCCCGGCGCUGCAGUACCUGGAGUCGGUGGAUGAGGGCGGUGUGGCCUGGCAGGCGGGGCUCCGGACGGGCGACUUCCUCAUCGAGGUGAACCAGGAGAACGUGGUGAAGGUGGGCCACAGGCAGGUGGUCAACAUGAUCCGCCAGGGAGGAAACCGGCUGCUGAUCAAAGUGGUGACAGUGAGCCGGAACCUGGACCCCGAAGACACGGCGCGCAAAAAAGCUCCUCCGCCGCCCAAGCGAGCUCCAACCACCGCCCUGUCCAUGCGCUCCAAGUCCAUGACGUCAGAGCUGGAGGAACUCGUGGAUAAAGCCACACUAAGGAAAAAGAAAGGUGAUGCGCAGAAGAAGAGGAUUGUUUUCCAAGUGACUCUAAAUAAAGUGGAAGAGAUGACGCACGCCCAGAAGAGCUCACCUGUGGACACGAAGAUCGCCACCAUCAAACCUCGCCCCUCCAGUCGCUGCUUGGUCACUCCCACUGACAUGAAUUCCAUGUAUCACGACCGCCAGGGAGUAGCAGUGGUGCCGCCCACUGUGCCGGGAGCCUACCUGGGGAUCCCAGAGAAGGGCACCAUGAGGAAGCAGAAGUCUAUAGGUACAUCGGAGGAUGAUAAACAGGGACUCCUUACGCCUCCCCUGCUCAAGUUCUCCCGGAGCCUCUCGAUGCCUGACACCUCAGAGGACAUCCCACCUCCCCCAGCGAUUUCUCCCCCUUCACCACCUGCCUACAACUCAGCUCCCGGACCUACAGCCAAGAACUACGGCACCACUCGACCGAGCUUCACCCAGAACUCGCCUAACGCCGUGACGACCAUCAGCCGGACCACAGAUGUCGGCAGGUUACGGCGUGGAUAUUUCCGCCAGAGCUCUGAGCAGUUUGAGAGCACGCGCACUAGAGGGCGCACACCCGUACCCGAGAACCCUUACUCUGAAGUCGGCAAUAAGACCCUAUAUGUGCCAGCGAAACCAGCUAGAAGGAAGGGAAUGCUGGUGAAGCAGCCAAACGUUGAGGACAGUCCAGAGAAAACGUGUCAUGUGCCAUCUAGUCCCUCAGGCCCGGUUUCCAUGCCCACCACACCUGUCGAAAGGACCUGCUCCUCCAUCCCCAUACCCACCAUCAUCGUUAAAGAACCUUCCACCAGCAGCAGUGGCAAAAGCAGCCAGGGUAGCAGCAUGGAGAUUGAGCCCACUACGCCAGAACAUCCGCCUCUAACGCCCACCAUUGGUGGGGGUGGAGGGUUGCGUCCUGAGGACCCGACGUCUCUUAACAACCCGUUCGCAGCAGCUAUUGCCGGAGCGGUGCGCGACCGUGAGAAGAGACUCGAGGCGAAGAAGCACUCAAUCGCUUUCCAGUCAAUAGACAUAGGAGAUGAUGAAAUGAGUGGCCCUGCACCGACCCCUCGUCUUCGCCAGUCCAAGUCCAUAGAUGAAGGCAUGUUCAGCAGCGAUGAACGCCUCCGACGGAUAUUGGCUCCUCCUUCUACAGUGCAGCUUGGACCCCCUGUUGGUGGUGGCAGUGGAAAUAUGACAGAUUUCAACACGCCUGAGCCCACAGUGGUUCGGGAGCCUCUGAACACUAGAACAGGCCAGUGUCCGAAUCUGGACAGUCCAGUUAGUCUCCCAGCCACUCCUCCUAAGAGCCACUACAAGGCUAAUGGGACCUACCUCCAUCCUGUCACUGGUAAACCUUUGGACCCGAACUCCCCUCUGGCUCUGGCUUUGGCAGCUCGUGACCGGGCCAUGAAAGAGCAACAGAACCACCCUCAGAAUCAGCCAAUAAAUCCUCCUCAGGUUCAGCAAACCUCCAAGCACGAAGCCCAGUCCCUGCCACUUCAGCAGAGUCACAAACCGGACCUCAACCAACCGCUUUUUAUUGACACCAAAUUACGCUCGGGGAUUGAGACCAGCUUCGCAGCGAUCUCCUCGGCCACCAUGGGGCGGCCGGGUCGAGGUGGCCUCCGGCGACAGAUGACAGAGCAGAAGUAUGAAUCUGACGGCGCGCGGGCACAGCGGCAGCAUCAGACCGUCGAGGAGAGAAAAAGCGCGCCAGCAAACGUGGCAGACUCGUCGCAGCCCAAGUCGACUGGACUGUUGAUGGUCCACACGAGCACAGACACGACGAACAACAAGACGAACAACCAGGAGGUAGAGGUGCAGGAGAGCAACCGACCCUCUGAGCUGAAGGAUCCUAACCAGCCUGACCCUCACAAAGUCCCAACCCUUUUGUCCAAUCCUCAGCAAGCUGCCUCACGGAGAAGAAGUGUUCCUUUAGGAGAAUCUUUGGAAGAACCAGUGAAACUGCCCUUCCGCAUCCCCCCUCCACCGCUAGCAUCAGUCGACAUUGAUGAGGAAUUUGAAUUUUCAGAGCCUCUUCCCCCACCGCUGGAGUUUGCAAACAGCAUUGACAUUCCUGACGACCAGGCCAGUGCCAUUGCAGAGAUGAUUCAGCAACAGAGACGGAAUGGAGGACCUGCUUUACCCCCUUACCAUCCACACGCCCCUCCAUCUGUCAGUGAUCACCACAAACGCGUGUUAAACAACAUGCCCCCCUCCUACCAUCCAGCUCCAUCUGAUGCAGAGUCGGGGGUGGCGGAUUCUGGCAUCGAGGAGGUUGACAGCCGCAGCAGCGGAGAUCCUCAGCACAUGGAAACCACCAGCACUGUCUCCAGCAUCUCCACCCUGUCAUCAGAGGGAGGCUUCUGCGACAGCACUUUGGAGAGUCUCUACGCCACCGCAGACGGACACGCCUUCCUGGUGGACCGGCCCCCUGUCCCACCCAAACCCAAGGGCAAGUCCGUCAUCAACAGAACAUCGCUUUAUCAUGACGCUCUCAUUGAAGAGCCUCCUGAGUCUUAUGGGUCGCCGCCUCAAGCGCCUCCCCCUCCCCCUUCAUCUUCUGAGCCUCCUAGGACUCCUUCACAAAGGACAUCCAAGCUGUGGGGCGAUCAGCCCCCCGAGCUACGCAGCCCCCCAUCCACGCCAGACUCCAAGAACACGGUGAUUACUGAGCUCAGCUCCAUCCUGCAGCACAUGAAUCGCGACAGGCCGACCAAGCCAGGAGACGGCCUCGACUCCCCCACUGCGACCAGAGGCGGCUUCACAUCCAGGCCCCCCCCAGACGACUCAGGAAUGCGUAACAGCGGCGCGGCGGCGGCGCUCAGCUCCACGCCUCCCAGCAGCCUCCCGUCGCAGGCGAACCCCUGCAGCCCGCCGGACUCCACCUCCUCGCUCACGCCCUGCUCCUCGCUGCCUCCCUCCGUGUCGCCCACGCUCACCGACGUCUUCGGCCUGCCCACGCCCCCUAUGGGCAGCGGCGGCGGCUACAGCCUGAGCUCGUCGUGCGGCGGCAGCGGCAGCUCGCGCUCGCCGUCGCCGCUCACGCUGAUGCAGGCGGUGGCGGCGUCCGGGAAGCCGUUCGCCUCCAAACCCGUGGAGCUGUGGAGCAAACACGACGUGGCCGACUGGCUGGACAGCCUGAACCUCGGCGAGCACAAAGACGCCUUCCUGGACAACGAGAUCGAGGGCGCGCACCUGCCGUCGCUGCAGAAGGAGGACCUGAUAGACCUGGGCGUGACCAGAGUGGGCCACCGUAUGAACAUCGAGCGCGCCCUGAAGCUGCUGCAGGACAGAUAGACCUCCCAGCAGGCAGGGGGCGACGUGCUCACAGCUCCCCUUCACGCUAGCUGCAGCUGCCUCUUGCUGUUGUUGUCCUCUCAUCCUGCGUCGCCUCCCUCAUCUCAGAGCUUCGGUUUGUCUGCCCCCUCCUCCCUGCCGCCCUGGGCGGCCGCAGGGAGAGCGAAGGGGACCGGCGGUCCGUCUGCCGGUUUCUGGAAUAUUUUGAACUCUGGAAAUAUAAAAUCUGAUUGGUGUGGAGGUUCCUUUGGCAGACCUGUGCUCUCCCCGCCUCGCUCUGGAAUACGGAGACGUUUUCCGUUCUCUUGGAGUCGGUGCGAGAAGAACCAGCUGAGCUGGUCCAUGCUCCUUUUCUAUCUUUGCUAGUAUUUCUUCAGAGAAUAUUUCUUCACUAGAGUCCUAACGGAGUUAUAUUUCUGGGUGCGGCUGUAGGAGAACUUCUGGAGACAGACUCCGUCUUCUGUUGCUUUUCACCUGUUUGUGUCAAAACUAGAGCAUCAGCUGAGACAUUAAGCCAACAUGUCACCGUCCACAGAGUUCCUGCACCGUGGAGAUUCACACUUAGCUUUCACUCACAGCAUGCUCACACACACACCCCCACAAACACACACACACACACACACACAUAUAUGGAUGGCGUUUUAGCUCCUGAAUAGUGUGGAGCCCCACAGCGUCCACAUCAGGAUGUAGGGAAACCUGAGGUGAGGACAUGAGGAGGACUGGACCCCCAACACGUCCUUGUUCUUACUUCACUUUUCCUUCCUGUGCUGUGUGUGUGUGUGUGUGUGUGUGUGUGUGUGUAUGCAUGUUUGCGUGGGUGUGGGUCUGUGUGUGUGCGUGCGCCUGUGUGUGUUACUUUUCGACCCAGAAAUCCCUGCGACCCGUUUAGCUAUUUUCAUAAAUCUGCUAUGUAGGCCACAGUUUAGCAGAAGUAGAACUUUUUGUGCCUCACUCGGUCGGAUCUGUUCCACCUCACCAGUAACGGGUCAGGACUGGGAGCACUGGGAGCCCACCGCCAUGCUGCCGUGUCACACACCUGUGCACAGGUUGUACGAGUCCAGGUCUGAUUAAAAUGGUACAGGAAACAUUUUGGGAAAUAGACAGGUUUGUUUCUGGAUUUAAGAUCCCUCUCAACUGAUUCAUUUAAAAAUAUCGAUAUUUAUCUUGUACACAAGUAUCUUAUAAAAACAAACCUCUCCACCACAUCAUUUU
Molecule: messenger RNA, 7277 nt
Organism: Xiphophorus hellerii (green swordtail)
Lineage: Eukaryota; Metazoa; Chordata; Actinopteri; Cyprinodontiformes; Poeciliidae
Gene: shank2b
Product: SH3 and multiple ankyrin repeat domains 2b
Exons: 26
Coding region: 342-6065 (1907 amino acids)
Cellular component (GO): postsynaptic density; postsynaptic membrane; dendritic spine
Molecular function (GO): ionotropic glutamate receptor binding; synaptic receptor adaptor activity
Source: RefSeq, a predicted model, not a curated record